This is a messenger RNA of Esox lucius (northern pike), 1849 nucleotides long. RefSeq names its product coenzyme Q6 monooxygenase (gene coq6). Lineage: Eukaryota; Metazoa; Chordata; Actinopteri; Esociformes; Esocidae. Gene Ontology annotation, biological process: ubiquinone biosynthetic process. The coding region runs from base 292 to 1731 and encodes 479 amino acids. Gene Ontology annotation, cellular component: mitochondrion. The record is from RefSeq and is a predicted model, not a curated record. Gene Ontology annotation, molecular function: oxidoreductase activity, acting on paired donors, with incorporation or reduction of molecular oxygen, NAD(P)H as one donor, and incorporation of one atom of oxygen; 2-octaprenyl-6-methoxyphenol hydroxylase activity; FAD binding. The transcript is spliced from 12 exons.
CUACUGAAUAAAGCAGUUUUAAUAUUAAACGUUUCGAUAUCAUUAUCACUAAAAUAAAGGCAGCCUUUGAGGGUUACAUAACUAAGGGAGCAGGCUGAAGUUAAACUAGCGCUGAUUGGUUGAGCAUUACAGGAAGUAUUGUCUCUGUUGCGUAUGUAACAAUUUACAAUAUGGACAUCGCUGCGAUUAGGACAUUUUCAAGGGGAACGUUUUAGUUCUGAUUAAAACAUCCCAACAAUACAGUGUAACUGUUAUAGGUUUAGACCAGUCCCACUCUACCUUGUUUUAAAGAUGCAUUCAGUCACUAAAGCAACGUUGGCAAGAAUUGGGCGGUGGUGUGUUAAUGUAAAUCGGUUUACAGGAGCUAGAAUUAUUUACAGGGGAGUUGCGUGUACAGCAGAGCAUGGGGAUCGUGAAAAUGAGCUCUAUGAUGUCAUUAUUUCGGGUGGAGGAAUGGUUGGGACCGCUAUGGCUUGUUCUUUAGGCCUGGAUCCAAACUUGGAGGGAAAGAAGAUUCUGCUGCUUGAAGCAGGCAAUAAGAAAGUGAUGGAGAAGGUCCCUGAUGCCUACAGUACGAGAGUCAGCUCUAUCAGCACAGGCUCUGCCACCAUCCUCACUGGUGUAGGAGCAUGGGAUCAUAUUAUGAACAUGAGAUAUAAACCCUAUCAGAAGAUGCAGGUUUGGGAUGCCUGCUCAGAUGCCCUGAUUACAUUUGAUAAGGAGAACCUGCAAGACGAGAUGGCCUACAUUGUGGAGAAUGACAUCAUUGUGGCUGCCCUGACAAAACAGCUGGAGAAUCUCUCUGAUCAUGUGAGGGUCCAGUACAAAUCCAAGGUGGUGAAGUACACUUGGCCCAAGUCCCACCAGGUAGAAGACUCUAUCCCCUGGGUUCAAGUGACUCUGGCCAAUGGACAGACACUUCAAACCAAACUUCUGAUAGGAGCUGAUGGGCCAAAUUCGAUGGUUAGGCAAGAGGCAGGGAUACCCACGGUCAAGUGGAAUUACGACCAAUCCGCUGUUGUGGCUGUCCUGCAUCUGUCUGAACCAACAGAGAAUAAUGUGGCAUGGCAGAGGUUCCUUCCAACAGGACCCAUAGCAAUGUUACCGUUGUCGGACACUGAGAGCUCCCUGGUGUGGUCUACCAGCCACCACCAUGCUGAGGAGCUACUGAAUCUGGAUGAGGAGAGCUUUGUGGACGCGGUCAACUCAGCCUUUUGGAGUAAUGAGAACCACAGUGAACUAGCGGAGACUGCUGGCUCUCUGUUCCGCACUGCCUUGUCAGUCCUAAUGCCGUCUGCAGGCUCGACUCGCCAGCUACCACCGAGUGUGGCCGGGAUUGGCCCCAAAAGCAGGGUCAUGUUCCCCCUGGGCAUGGGCCACGCAUCGGAGUACAUCAGACAUCGGGUGGCCCUUAUCGGGGAUGCAGCCCACCGUGUCCACCCUUUAGCUGGUCAGGGAGCCAACCUGGGCUUUGGAGAUGUGGCCUGCCUCACUCAGGUCCUGAGCCAGGCUGCCUUUAAUGGGAAGGAUCUGGGGGCCAUGCAACACCUAUUGGUAUAUGAGACGGAGCGCCAGAGACACAACCUGCCCAUGAUGGCCGCCAUCGACCUGAUGAAACGACUCUACUCCACUAAUGCUGCUCCAGUGGUUCUGCUGCGCACCUUUGGUCUGCAAGCCACCAACACACUACCAGCCAUAAAAGAGCAGAUCAUGGCGUUUGCGAGCAAGUGAUACAUCCUCCCGGCCUACAAAUAGCAGUUUUAUGGGAAUCCCAUGAUGAUAUGCUAUUGUGAUGUUGUGAAUGGAAUGUAAAAGUGUAAAUUAAUAAAUUAUAUUUUAUGCUCUGAUA